AUGUUGUUAUUGUUUUGGUUAUUUCUUAUUCUACCAGUGAUAAAUGUCACAAGUCGUUCAUGUCAUCAUCAUGAUCAAUCCAUAUCAAAAACUAUAUCAGAUCAAUUAAUUGAAUUAGUUACUCGAGGUGCUUUUCAUGGUGUUACUUAUUAUCGUUUAGCUGCAUUAGCUGAUACUAUUGGUCCUCGUCUAUGUGGAAAUGAAUCAUUAACUCAAGCUGUUAAUUGGAUACAAAGUGCAAUGAUUACUGAAGGUUUAGAUAAUGUUCAUAUUGAACCAGUUCAAAUACCUCAUUGGAUACGUGGUGAAGAACGAGCUCAAUUAAUUCAACCACGUUAUGCAAAAUUAUCAAUGCUUGGUUUAGGUAAUUCAGUUGGUACUGGUCCAAAAGGUAUUCAAGCACCAGUACUUGUUGUACGAUCAUUUGAUGAAUUAAAUGUAAGAUGUGAACAAGCUCGAAAUAAAAUUGUUGUUUUUAAUCCACAAUGUGAUUGGCAAACACACCCUGUAGAUUGUUAUGGUCCUGUUGUUGCUUAUCGUUCAGGUGGAGCAUCUCAUGCUGCUAAAUGUGGAGCAUUAGCUUCUCUUAGUCGAUCAGCUGCAUCACAUUCAAUUGAUUCACCACAUACUGGUAUGAUGUCAUAUGAUCCAUCAUAUCCAAAAAUUCCAGCAGCAUCACUUUCUGUUGAACAUACGGAUAUGCUUGAACGUUUUCAACAACGAAAUCAAUCAAUAGAAAUUUUUCUUUAUAUGGAAGCACAAACAUUACCUGAUGUUACAGGUUAUAAUCUUGUUGCUGAAAUAAAAGGUUCAAAUUUACCAAAUGAAACUGUACUUGUUAGUGGUCAUCUUGAUAGUUGGGAUGUUGGUCAAGGUGCUAUGGAUGAUGGUGGUGGUGCAAUGAUUUCUUGGACUGUUCUUUCAUUACUUCAUUCAUUAAAUAUUCGUGCUAAACGAACAAUUCGUUGUGUUCUUUGGUCAUGUGAAGAAUUUGGUGGUAUUGGUGCUGAUCAAUAUUUUCUUGCACAUGAAGAUGAAGUAUCGACUAUGAGUAUUGUUAUGGAAUCUGAUAUGGGAAUUAUACAAACAAUAUCACAACAAUUAAUAUCAAUUAAUGCAACGCAAGUUAUACCAGGUGGUGGUGGUACAGAUAUCAGUCCAUGGCAACAACGUGGUGUUCCUGGUGCUUCACUUCUUAAUGAUAAUCGAAAUUAUUUUGCUUAUCAUCAUUCAAAUGGUGAUACAAUGAAUGUACUUAAUUCAACGGAUGUUGAUCUAGCUGCUGCUGUUUGGGCUGUUUAUGCUUAUGCUAUAGCUGAUCUUGAUGACUUAUUACCACGAUAG
Messenger RNA from Rotaria sp. Silwood1, 1344 nucleotides. The record is from the annotation of a GenBank genome assembly. NCBI's taxonomy places the organism in Eukaryota, Metazoa, Rotifera, Eurotatoria, Philodinida, Philodinidae.